Messenger RNA from Amyelois transitella, 3841 nucleotides. RefSeq names its product diuretic hormone receptor (gene Dh44-R2). The record is from RefSeq and is a predicted model, not a curated record. Lineage: Eukaryota; Metazoa; Arthropoda; Insecta; Lepidoptera; Pyralidae. The transcript is spliced from 13 exons. Gene Ontology annotation, cellular component: plasma membrane. Gene Ontology annotation, biological process: cell surface receptor signaling pathway; adenylate cyclase-modulating G protein-coupled receptor signaling pathway. Gene Ontology annotation, molecular function: diuretic hormone receptor activity; peptide hormone binding; G protein-coupled peptide receptor activity. The coding region runs from base 1 to 1677 and encodes 558 amino acids.
AUGGCUCGAAACAGAAGAGAUGCUGACGUGAAGCCAUUGGCGGAGAUUGGUUUCACGGACAGCGUUAUAAAUGGGCCGGUGAUAAUUACAAAACGCAGAGUUCUAUGCUCGACACGCAAAUACUCCUAUAGUCUGCCGAUGUUUACUCUCAGAGCGUUAUCACUCGAUAAGUUAGAUCACAAGCCGCCUGCAAACAUUCUUAUCAUGCUAACAUUCUUACUGAAGUCAUUGAGGCACUACGCAGACUCCACCACGGGGAAGCGAGACAUAGUCGGCAAACUGGAGGAUUUACAGACUUUCGAUGGUACAGAAGGGUCUGCGGUCAACGAUACUGUUCAAAGGGUCAAUUGCGAGUUUAAGAACCAUGACUUGCCCACGAAUUACUGCGAAGCGUACUAUGAUGGCCUGCUCUGCUGGGACCCCACGCCGGAGAAUACGUUUGCGGUGCAGAAGUGUUUCAGUUUCUUCCAAGGAGUCCAUUAUGAUGAUACACAGAACGCGUCCCGGCAUUGCCUGGAGGGCGGCGAGUGGUUCAACCACACGGACUACGCGAACUGCACGGAGCUGCCCAACAACGUGUCUCCCACUGACGUCACCAGCCUCAUCUACUUGGCCGGCUACCUGCUCAGCCUGGCAGCACUGUCGCUCGCUGUCUUCGUCUUCUUAUAUUUUAAGGAUCUCCGAUGUCUAAGGAACACAAUACAUACAAAUCUUAUGACAACAUAUAUAUUAUCAGCAUGCAGUUGGAUUUUAAAUUUAGCUUUACAAAAUUGGUCAGAUGAAGCCCAGCAAGAUCAGACAUCGUGUAUGAUACUAGUAAUAUGCAUGCACUAUUUUUAUCUCACGAACUUCUUCUGGAUGUUAGUCGAGGGUCUUUAUCUUUACAUGUUAGUUGUAGAAACUUUCACGGCUGAAAACAUUAAGUUAAAAGUUUAUACCACGAUCGGAUGGGGAGCCCCAGCAGUGUUCAUCACGAUAUGGACCAUAUCGAGAUGUUUCGUGACCAUCGUGCCGUCUACAGGACCUGAUGGAUUGGCACUAUCAAGUGAGACAAAGAUGUGCACUUGGAUGCAUGAGCACCAGGUAGACUGGAUCCACAAGGCGCCAGCCCUGGCCGGCUUGGCGCUUAACUUGUUCUUCCUCAUCAGGAUAAUGUGGGUUCUAAUAACAAAGUUGCGAGAAGCGAACACGCUUGAAACCGAGCAGUACAGAAAGGCCACAAAGGCGCUUCUGGUCCUAAUCCCACUGCUGGGCAUCACCAACCUGCUGGUGCUGUGCGGGCCGAGCGACGAGUCGUGGUUCGCGCACGCUUUCGACUACGCUCGGGCUUUGAUGCUGUCUACACAGGGUUUCACAGUAGCGUUGUUCUACUGCUUCAUGAACACGGAGGUGCGGCAUGCCAUCAUGUACCACGUGGAGCGAUGGAAGACGGGCAGGACGAUCGGCGGGGGGCGGCGGAGAGGCGCCUCCUACUCCAAAGACUGGUCUCCUAGGUCCAGGACUGAGAGCAUUCGAUUGUACAACCACCCGUCCAAGAGGGAGUCAGCCGCCUCGGAGACCACCACCACUACCCUGCUGGUGCCGCGGACCUCGCUAGCACUCCACUACGAUGGCAGACAUCUGCACGCUGAUUACUUAACCAGCGGGAGCGCAAGCGGGGACCAGUCGCCUGUGUGAGGUGGAGGGCGGGGGAGGCUAUCGCGCCUGCGCACCUUGCCUGAAGAGGACGCCCCUCCUGACGCGUCCUCCGCCUCUCCCGCCUGCCCUUCAACUGCAGCAAACUAUCAUAACUCCACUUAUAUACCGACGGUCUCAUCCCCACUUACUGUCACUUGCCAAGCAUUCAACAGUGAUCUAAAAUCCAACGGCUUUUCUUUACAAAACGAAACGAACUCUGGAAACUAGUUAUAAUCAUAGAAUCACUGACUGAUUUUAGAAUAUAGAAUUUAUGUGGUUUACGUAAUAUUCGUUGAUAACUUCGAAAAUAAAAUAUAUUAAUUACGUUAUUAAGAUUCCUUUAAUAUUUAAGCUAAGUAAUCAAAUUAGAUCUGAUGUAAUAUGCCUGUUAUAUAAAUGUAAAUUAAAUACUUUGAAAUAUUUGCCGCGGGCUGAAACAUUCCGACCUUUUAACUGUUACCGAAAUCCCUGACAGGAUUGUAACGCAGCUCCGGGCAGAAAUGUAUUCUUUUUGUGGUAUAGGUACUUUAAUGGAUCUCUUUGGUUAAAGUCGAAAUAAAAAUAAAAAGGUACAACAUCAAUUAAAUUUUCCUUUUAUCACAACCCACUUUUAAAUGGAGUCUUUCAUUUUGUUAAUUUGGAAUUUGACAGUUUGCUGUCAAUCAUUACUAAAUGUAGGUGUAAUUUACAUAGCUUUCUAACAAACAAAAAGCGAGAUUCGAAAAUUUAAGGCAAAAUUUAAGAAAGAGAGAUAAUAUAUACUUUGUACUCUAGUCUUUGAAUAUUUGUAACCAAAAUAAACUAUAAAGUUCCUUGACACUUCGCUAGAACUAUAUAUGUAUGUAUAUACCCAUGGCUAUCAUAUAAAUUAUAAACUCACAAUAAAUAUAUGAAAUGGCUUUUACGUAAGAACAAUUUUGUUUAAAUGUGACUAACGUAGUGAAAUGCCAAAAAUAGUUACCUAUUAAUGUAGAUGUAAGUUAUGUUGUGAUACAGCCAAAUACGUUUUUAAUUUACUUUGUCGUAUUCGGAAUUGUAAACACCAGACAAAUUUACUAUGAGUAGGUUUGUACAGCGUAAAAGAGUUAAAAUUUAUUGUUUAUUUUUUUUUUAAUAAGUUAUGCUAUUGUUUUUUGCUUUUAACAUCAAAUGUGUAUAUUGGCUGGACACAAUAUAAGCUCUAUAUAAAUAAUUGAAUAAAAAUGAAUUGGGAAACAAAGCGCUACUUGUAUAUUUAAUAAUUGUAGCAUAUCUAAUGUAAAUUGUUAUAUGUUCUAGAUACUUUAUAGAAGACGGCUACAUUGAAAAAGUUUUAUUGAAAAUUACGAGAGUAAACGUAUUAAAUCUUAUUCCGCUCAUCGAAUUGGCGGCAGAUCUCUUUGAUAUGGCGUCAUGAUAAAUAAUCUAUACCGUGGUAUGUUUGUAGACUGUAUUCGAUGAUAGCAGGUUGGCAAUGUAUACAGGCUAUUUUGUAUACUUUGUCAAGUUGUCCAACCUGAACGAAUGCCUUCACACGUGAUACGUUCUUGACGUUGCGUCACCAGACACAAUACGUUAUGUCCGAUGGACGUUCACAUGGAAUACGACAGCGUGUUCUUUUUCCACGAUUCGGAUCCGUCGUAAUCAAAAAACAUUAACGAUUCGUGAUUUCUAAAACACGUAUCCAUCUAUUUUCAUGGUUCGUAAAGCGUGUGAACAUGAGUAUUCAAAAGAAUUGCUCGUGGAAAAAAAUAAUGCAUCGUGAAAAAUGGUUCGCAAAAAUAACGAUUAGUUUUCGUGUGAACGAGCUGUAAGGAAAAUAAAAAAUGCAAAAGUAAACAUCAAACGAAGACCUUUAAGCUUCAUUAGACAAUGCAAGCGUAGUGCAAUUUCAAAUUUUGCGUAAAUAUGUAUUAGAUAAAUUUCAUAAAUUAAAAAAGCUUUAUAUCAAUGUAAAUUUCUGAUUGAUUAUAUUUAAUAAUGUAUAUAAAUCGUUAAGUACCUAUAAUGUUAUAAUUCAUAUAAGUAUAUUGAAAAAUGUAUUUCUAAUAGAAAUAUCUACUAAAAUGUUGUGGCUAUACGUAAACUGUACCUAUCGUGAUUUACUUUGCUUAGACUACAUUUGUAAAUUUUCCAAAAUACGAAAGGUAUUCAAAAAAGGUUAUGAAUAAAUUUUGUGACUGUC